Messenger RNA from Rhinopithecus roxellana (golden snub-nosed monkey), 1763 nucleotides. It is a transcript of the gene SLC16A8, whose product is annotated as solute carrier family 16 member 8. Gene Ontology annotation, cellular component: membrane. Bases 1 to 1512 code for a protein of 503 amino acids. Gene Ontology annotation, biological process: monocarboxylic acid transport; transmembrane transport. Lineage: Eukaryota; Metazoa; Chordata; Mammalia; Primates; Cercopithecidae. The transcript has 4 exons. Gene Ontology annotation, molecular function: monocarboxylic acid transmembrane transporter activity. The record is from RefSeq and is a predicted model, not a curated record.
AUGGGCGCUGGCGGCCCCCGGCGGGGCGAGGGCCCCCCAGACGGCGGCUGGGGCUGGGUGGUGCUGGGUGCCUGCUUCGUGGUCACUGGCUUCGCCUACGGCUUCCCCAAAGCCGUGAGCGUCUUCUUCCGGGCGCUCAUGCGCGACUUCGGCGCCGGCUACAGCGACACGGCCUGGGUGUCCUCCAUCAUGCUGGCCAUGCUCUACGGCACGGGCCCCGUGUCCAGCAUCCUCGUGACCCGCUUUGGCUGUCGCCCGGUGAUGCUGGCGGGUGGGCUGCUGGCUUCCGCAGGCAUGAUCCUAGCUUCCUUUGCCACGCGCCUCCUGGAGCUCUACCUGACCGCUGGGGUGCUCACAGGCCUGGGCCUGGCCCUCAACUUCCAGCCGUCGCUCAUCAUGCUGGGGCUGUACUUCGAGCGGCGGCGGCCUCUGGCCAACGGGCUGGCGGCGGCGGGCAGCCCCGUGUUCCUGUCCGCGCUGUCGCCGCUCGGCCAGCAGCUGCUGGAGCGCUUCGGCUGGCGCGGCGGCUUCCUGCUGCUCGGCGGGCUCCUGCUGCACUGCUGCGCCUGCGGGGCGGUCAUGAGGCCGCCGCCCGGGCCGAGCCUACGACCGCGCAGGGACAGCGCCGGCGACCGCUCGGGGGACGCUCCGGGCGAGGCAGAGGCGGACGGCGCCGGGCCGCAGCUGAGCGAGGCAACCCCCAGGACCCGGCCCCGCCGGCGCCUGCUGGACUUGGCAGUGUGCACCGACCGCGCCUUCGCCGUGUACGCCGUCACCAAGUUCCUGAUGGCGCUCGGGCUCUUCGUCCCUGCCAUCCUGCUAGUGAACUACGCCAAGGACGCGGGCGUGCCCGACACCGACGCCGCCUUCCUGCUGUCCAUCGUGGGCUUCGUGGACAUCGUGGCGCGGCCGGCGUGCGGCGCCCUGGCGGGCCUGGCGCGUCUGCGACCGCACGUCCCGUAUCUCUUCAGCCUGGCCCUGCUGGCCAACGGGCUCACGGACCUGAGCAGUGCACGCGCGCGCUCCUACGGCGCCCUCGUUGCCUUCUGCAUCGCCUUUGGCCUCUCCUACGGCAUGGUGGGCGCGCUGCAGUUCGAGGUGCUCAUGGCGGCUGUGGGCGCGUCCCGCUUCCCCAGUGCGCUGGGCCUGGUGUUGCUCUUGGAGGCUGUGGCCGUGCUCAUCGGACCGCCCUCUGCCGGCCGCCUGGUGGAUGCAUUGAAGAACUACGAGAUCAUCUUCUACCUGGCAGGCUCUGAGGUGGCCCUGGCCGGGGUCUUCAUGGCUGUCGCCACCAACUGCUGCCUGCGUUGUGCUAAAGCUGCCCCAGCAGGCCCAGGCACUGAGGACAGAGCCAGUGACACUGAGGAUGCUGAGGCCGAAGGGGACUCUGAGCCCCUGCCUGUCGCAGAGGAACCUGGCAACUUGGAGGCGCUGGAGGUGCUGAGCGCCCGGGGCGAGCCCACAGAACCAGAACCAGAGGCGAGGCUGAGGCUGGCUGCCAAGUCUGUGUAACUCAGGGUGCAUCUGGGUGGGGUGGCCCAGUGACUUGGAACACGGCUUCUUGUCUCAGAGGGCCUGGUCCACUGGGAGGCUGGUCUGGGGUGGUCACUCCCGGGGUCCACGUCUGGGCUCCAGUUGAUCCCCUGGGUGUCUGGGAACUGCCUCCCUCAUCUGUGUCCCAAGUUCCACCAGGCCGUGCCCCAUUGCCAGUGAAGCCGCUGUGCAGCAACAGGAAACUGUUGAUAAAGCUCAGCUGAACGACA